Malania oleifera is the source of this 2768-nucleotide messenger RNA. Its product is annotated as heterogeneous nuclear ribonucleoprotein 1-like. Gene Ontology annotation, molecular function: RNA binding. Lineage: Eukaryota; Viridiplantae; Streptophyta; Magnoliopsida; Santalales; Ximeniaceae. The coding region runs from base 449 to 1966 and encodes 505 amino acids. The transcript has 4 exons. The record is from RefSeq and is a predicted model, not a curated record.
GCCAAGCCUAUCUCUCUCUCUCUCUCUCUCUCUCUCUCUCUCUCUAUUUAUAUUAUAUUUGCCCAUUUUAGAGAGAAGCCCAUCUGCUCCAACUCACCUCUCCCUCUCUCUCUCUCUCUCUGCUUUGAUACAUAAAAUUCAUUCAUUUUGUUUUGGCUAAUUGCAGCGACAGUUAGUCAUUGGAAGAACGUAGAGAGAGAGAGAGAGAGAGAGAGAGAGAGAGAGAGAGAGAAAGAGGGAGAGGAAUAAAGGGGGCUUAUUGCCCUCUCUUCUUAUUAUGCCUUCCCUCAGAUCUUAGAUUUUCUCGAUUUCUCAUCUGGGUUCUUCUCAAUUGGAAUCCAGGAUUGUGGGUCGAUUGAUUUUUGAUCUGUGGAAGAUUUGAAGUUUCUAGAUUGAAUCUAAACGUACCCAUUUCGCAUCUAUUCAUCACAAUAUUUCAAAUUUCGGAAUGGAUAUGGAACUUGGUAAGCUUUUCAUUGGUGGAAUUUCUUGGGACACUAAUGAAGACCGCCUUAAGGAGUAUUUCCAAACUUUCGGAGAAGUGGCAGAAGCUGUGAUAAUGAAAGAUCGGACCACUGGCCGUGCCCGUGGUUUUGGUUUUGUUGUCUUCGCUGACCCUGCUGUUGCCGAAAGAGUUGUAAUGGAAAAGCACAUGAUAGAUGGUAGAACUGUUGAGGCAAAGAAAGCUAUUCCCAGGGAUGAUCAACACAUUCUGAACAAAAAUAAUAGUAGCAUACAUGGGUCACCUAGUCCUGCCCGUACAAGAAAGAUAUUUGUGGGAGGUUUAGCAUCCAGUGUUACAGAGAGUGACUUUAAGAAGUACUUUGAUCAAUUUGGGACAAUCACAGAUGUUGUUGUCAUGUAUGAUCACAACACUCAAAGGCCGAGAGGUUUUGGAUUCAUCACUUAUGAUUCAGAGGAAGCAGCAGAGAAAGUUUUGCUUAAAACUUUUCAUGAACUUAAUGGAAAAAUGGUUGAGGUCAAGCGAGCUGUCCCCAAAGAAUUAUCUCCUGGGCCAAGUCGGAGCCAAUUAGGCGGAUACAACUAUGGUUUGAGUAAGGUCAGUAGCUUUCUUAAUGGUUACACUCAGGGUUAUAAUCCAGGCACGAUCGGAGGCUAUGGACUUAAAAUAGAUGGCAGAUCUAGUCCUGUGACUGUUGGUCGGAGUGGAAUUUCCCCAUUUGGUCUUUCGGGUUAUGGGAUGGGACUGAAUUUUGAGCCAGGCUUUAGUCCGAGCUAUGGUGGAGGUGCAAACAUUAGUUCUAAUCUUAGCUAUGGGCGGGGAUUGAACUCUUUUUAUAGUGGAAAUUCUAACAGGUAUGGUAGCCCCAAUGGUUUUGGUGGGGGUAAUGGAGGAACUGGCUCUAUUUUGAGUUCAACAAAUCGUAGUUUGUGGGGAAAUGAUAGUCUUAAUUAUGCUUCAAACUCAGCAAACUCCAGCCCUUUUAUUGGCUCUGGAAUUGGGAAUAAUACUGGUGCAAGUUCUUUUGGCAGUAUUGGAGCAAUUUGGGGUUCCUCUCCCGUCUCAACUCAAAUUGGGGGGAAAAGUUCUGUUUAUAGUUGUGGAAAACUUAGUUAUGGGAGUGAAGACCUCAAUUUUGAGUCAGGAGGCGCAGGUUACAGAAGAAAUGGCAGUACCACUGGGGCACCAGAUUCUUCAUAUGCUCCUUCAAAUGGUGGUUAUGAUGGAGCAUAUGGAGACUUUUAUGAAGGUGGUUCAAUUUAUGGGAAUUCCACUUGGAGGUCAUCAUCUUCAGAGCUGGAGAGGCCUGUUUCAUUUAGUUAUGGGCUUGGGAAUGCGGAUUCAGAUGUUAUGAGUAAAAACUCUGCUGGCUACGUCGGUGGUUAUAGUGUUACUAAUAGACAAGCAAAUAGAGGUAAGAUGCAUUUCUCCUUCUUCUGCCCCCCAACACCUUUUCCAUUAAUUGCAAGUUUGCUGCACAAACAUGGGAUUAAAUUUAGCUAAUUUUGCCCACCAAGAUAUUGGUGAUUAGGUGAAAUGGUUACACAGUUCAUGAAUACAGACAUUUUGUCAUGCCCUUCUGACUAUUUUAAUCCAUGUAAAUAAAAAUGCAAAUACUGAGCAAUCAGAUGUUUUGGGUGUGAAUGCAUCUUUUUUAAUAUCUAUGACCUUUUUUGAAACUUGCUGACCUUUCUCAGUAAAUGAUAAACCUUACCCACCUGGAGUAUAUGGUAUUUACAUCAUGUUGAUCAUCAUUGUUUCAGGUAUUGCUGCCUAGGAAGAUAAUCAUUUCAGUAUGAGAAGAUUAUUAUAGGUGAAUCAGUGAACGCCUGUGAAUUUGGUACACAUUUCACUUGUUGGGAUAUUUCAGUCUAAAGAAAAUGUUAUUAGAAUUAAUUGGAGCACUGGUUUGAAGAAUUAUCACCGUGAGCAGUUGCGAAGAAUUUCAUGCAAGGUUUGAGCUUGAGUUUUUUAAAAUAUAGGUUUUCUUUUUUCAGUUUUCGUUGAGAUGUAAAAUCAGUUUGCGGGAUAUAAUCAGAAACUGUAUCAUGUGUCCCAGAUGAUGUGGAAAUACAUUUUAAAAAAAAAGGAUUUUUUUUUUUCAAUUUUUCCUUCUGUAAUCCCAGCAAGUUGCUGGCUGUUGUCAGAUCUGUUGUCUUAUUUUAUUUUCAUUCCCUUUCCUGGGUUUCGGUUUUGGGUUUCAUGGAUUGUACCCAAGGUGUGGUUGGUUUACUAGUUUUAAACUCUUCAGGCCCCAGGAUACAUAUCUGGGUUGCCCUAUAAUAAUAUACUAAAUAUUGAUUCA